Leptinotarsa decemlineata (Colorado potato beetle) is the source of this 1340-nucleotide messenger RNA. Its product is annotated as G/T mismatch-specific thymine DNA glycosylase-like. The record is from RefSeq and is a predicted model, not a curated record. NCBI's taxonomy places the organism in Eukaryota, Metazoa, Arthropoda, Insecta, Coleoptera, Chrysomelidae.
CGAGCGUCGAAGAAAGCGACGCUGGCGGAGACAUCGACAAUGAGCCCGGAGCAAAGUUCCACAAAAAUACAGGCAGAUAACAUUCUAUUGAUUUUUCAAAACGUUCGUUGAACCAAUCAGAGAGACAGGACUAUUUUUAAAGGGUGAGGUUGUUGUUAGGUUUUUACAAAGCUAGUGCGGACCUAAACGUACCUAAUGUGUGUGCAGUUUUAACAUUUGUAACGAGCGAGAGCUCGUUCAACCUCCGAUGCAGGUGGCAACUCUUUUUCGCGAGUCCUCCACGUUACUGGGAGCGACAAUGGAAUCGGGCGGAAGCGGAGGUGGCCAGGACUCAGGUGCCUCUGGCCUAGGCCCUGGACCUUUGCCCUACGAGUCCUACAACCACCCAGUGACCUUCUCGAAUAAGUACAAGCUAAAUAUGAAACUGGAGCCUCAUGACGAUGGUUAUGAAACUGGUGCUGAUAUGCUUUUAAACACUGCCAGUAUCACUCAUAACCAUGAAGUAAAGUGUGAAAAAUUGGAAGACCCCUACAGUUUUAUUGAUGAUGACCCUAUUCCUUUGCUUCCUUCGGCACCGGGGCCUCCGCACCUUAUGCACCCUAUGCCCCCAAUCAAUAAUCAGUUGUUACCUGGCCCAAAAAAACGGGGAAGAAAAAAGAAAAUUAAACCAGAACAGCCUGAAUUUAACCAAGAUAUGAAUGGAGGAAUUCCACGGCCUAUAAAAGAACGAAAAAAACAUGAUCGAUUUAAUGGGAUGCCAGAAGAGGAGGUCUCCAAACGAACUCUACCAGAUCAUCUAACUGAAAACUUAGAUAUAAUUAUAAUUGGAAUUAAUCCUGGACUAUUUGCGGCCUAUAAAGGUCACCACUAUGCAGGACCUGGAAAUCACUUCUGGAAAUGUUUAUACUUGUCGGGCUUAACCCCACAGCAAAUGUCAGCUGACGAAGACUAUAAAUUACUUCAAGUAGGCAUCGGAUUCACGAACAUGGUACAGCGUGCCACAAAAGGCAGUGCAGAUUUAACUCGUAAGGAAAUUAAGGAGGGUAGUCAAAUUUUGUUAGACAAAUUAAGGAAAUUUAGACCUAAAAUAGCUGUAUUUAAUGGAAAGCUAAUUUAUGAAGUUUUUUCUGGGAAGAAGGAUUUUAAUUUUGGAAGGCAACCUGACGUAAUUGAAGGCACCAAUACGGUGAGUUACACAUCAUUUUUUUGUAUACCAAAUUAAGAGAAACAUCCUCAGAAAUACCCUUGGCUUCAUAAUUGUAAAUAACUCUAUUUGCAAGACUGUGAAACUAAUUUUAUGUAAAAUAAAAUUGAUUCAUUAUCAAUAAGAAUAUAAUCAG